GGAUUUAUGUAGUGAAUACGUUAUAAAUCCAUUUAUCACAGCGCCCCACGUGGAAGGAUGCGCGCGCAAUAUAUGCGCAAGCAUUUGUACAUUCCAUUCUCACACCAUUUCCAAAUGUUGCACGUUUAGGGUUUGCUGUGAAUUUUUAAGAAAAUUUAGAAUAUUGCACAAUGACAUUGUCAAAAGACUGUGGUGUACAAAGACGAGGUUUUUCUGAUUGUUUGCACUAAUUGUACCGUUAGUGUACUUCAACAUGCUAGAGUUUUUGACUUCGCGCCGAAGGGCUGUAAGGAGCGUAUGGACGUUAGCCGAGGCUCUUACUUGUAGGAGUAUUGUUGCUGUAAAUAUUGACAAAGAUGUCCACAACAUCUAUAGUCGCCAAAGCCAAACAAGGCAUUACAAAAUGGUCAGAGAGAAUAACGUCAAUACCAGCAAUGAGGAGGACAUGCAUAAUACUACUACACACAGCACAAACGAUGAAUGUCAGCCCACGACUGUUUAAAUAAUCUACAGUGACGUCACAAAAAUGCCAACCGAAGCAGAAGUCUAUGGAUACGGCACCAUUGCCAAUCUGAUUUGCUGUGUGUGUUCUCUAGCCGGUGCCUUUACCAUUCCUUUCGCCAAGAAAUAUAAAACUGCGUACAAUGUUGUUUUGUCCGUCUUUAUGGGUUUGGCUGUUGGUGCUCUGGCCAGUGACGCCAUUCUUCACUUAGUUCCGGAGGCCCUUGGCCUCCACCAUCAUGGUCCUGAACCUAAAUCUUCAUCCAACGAAAGUCACUCUCCGUCCCAUGACUUUCAUCAUCACCGGAAGAGAGACACUCACCAGACUGCUGACACUCAUCACCAUGGCAACCAUAAUCAUCAUCACCCGGAAGAAGCACAUUUUGAAGGCGAUCAUGAUGCCGUCCAUAUGAAGAGGGAGCAUCACGUGGAACCAUACAUCUGGUACUGUAUGGUCCUUCUUCUUGGUGCAUACGUAUUUUACCUGGUUGAAAUGGCAAUGGUGCAUGUACAAAGGAAAACACAAGGAGAACAAACUCCUGUUACACUUACAGCCUUCAACAACCAGGCUGUAGACGCUAUUAUUAAGGAAAAAGAGGGCGAGGAACAAAGGAAUUCAAGAGGCAGAAAAGCUAUUACACCCCUGGUGGUAAUGAUCAUUAUUGGUGACGCCCUCCAUAACUUCACUGACGGACUGGCCAUUGCUGCGUCAUUCUCUACCAGCUUACUAGAAGGAAUAGCGAUCACUAUCGCAAUCUUCUGUCAUGAACUUCCUCAGGAAUUGGGAGAUUUUGCAAUACUGAUCAGCGAAGGAUUGACUUUUAAGAAAGCUUUGAUUGCCAAUCUUUUCUCCUCCCUUACCGCCUUUAUUGGGUUUUAUAUUGGAGUCCCAAUCUCCUCCAACAUGGGGGCCAAGCCUUGGAUCUUCUCCAUUACCGCGGGAAUGUUCCUGUAUAUUUCACUAGUCGAUAUGCUUCCCUCUUUGAUAAAGAAUGGAUCCACAAACGUCAGAACCUUUGUUUACCAUAACAUUGGCAUUCUCAUUGGAGCUCUUGUUAUCAUACUGCUAGCAAUAUUCGAAAGUAAAAUUGAAAUCGAUCAUUAACAUUACAAAAUAUGAAUACUGAGUUUUGAUAUUUUGUUAUUCAUUUUUUAUAUUUUUAUGUUGAUCUUCACUUUGAAUUUGACUGUUUUUGGAUAAAAUAUGUUUAUUAUGAUUUUUAAAAAUAUAUAUUGCAUAAACUACUCAUUGUUAUGAGGUUUUUCAUAUUGCUUGUUUUUUUUUCAUAUAUUUUGCUAACGAAUUAAUAUGGUUCAUUUAAUCUGAAAUAUACAUGUACAGUACAUUAUUUUUUUUUUGUUUAAAUAUCAUUAUUACAAGUGAGGAAUAACGAUCAAUGUGAUCUACAAAAUUAAUAGACAAAGUUCUCUUUGCAUAAUAGUUUAUAAGGCCAUUUAAGGUUUCAAUGUUUUGAACAAAUUUCUGAUAACAUAAGGAUACACCAAAGGCUUUUUUCAAGAUUUUCAACAAUUUUGAGAUUUUUGGGUAAGAAAAAGAAGUU
Molecule: messenger RNA, 2063 nt
Organism: Saccostrea echinata
Lineage: Eukaryota; Metazoa; Mollusca; Bivalvia; Ostreida; Ostreidae
Product: zinc transporter ZIP12-like
Exons: 10
Coding region: 527-1606 (359 amino acids)
Biological process (GO): zinc ion import across plasma membrane; intracellular zinc ion homeostasis
Cellular component (GO): membrane
Molecular function (GO): zinc ion transmembrane transporter activity
Source: RefSeq, a predicted model, not a curated record